Schistosoma rodhaini is the source of this 4699-nucleotide messenger RNA. Lineage: Eukaryota; Metazoa; Platyhelminthes; Trematoda; Strigeidida; Schistosomatidae. The record is from the annotation of a GenBank genome assembly.
CACUCCUGGCGGCAUUUAUAGUUCUGGCGCGUCCAGGCGCAGUUCUGACUUAUUUUUCCUUACUGAGGUUCUGUGCCUUAUUACGUUAGUUGUUGAGUCCUUAUCUUCGUUUCAUGCCAAAUUUAUUAAGAGAUUAUGGCGAUUUAUUUGUUUAUUAACCCCAAAAGCUGACGGACUGAGAGGUAUUGUUAUUUUAAUCCCAGUCUCCAACUUCGUAAAAUGUUUGAGGUAUUUUCUACAAAGUUGUUAGACUUUUGUUAACUUCCAUCUCGUACCAAGCAAAUAACGUGUACGCUGUUCAGCAGUCUGCUCCACUUUGUGGAUAUAAACCAUGGUGAUUAAGAAUAAUGAGUAUUUGUAAGUUAUUGGUAUUCGGUCAUAGUUGUCUUCAAAGCGUCGCGUGCUUACUUUCGAACCAUCAAGUGAGCUGUAGUAAAGUUAGGGAUAGGGUGCAAAGCAAAUAUAGCAAGCUGGUUGGUCAGUUAAUUAGUCUUCCAUAGAUGUAGUCAGGACACGUGUUACGUGAACUUAACUACCGCUUUCCUCGACAGGCAAUGAUGGUUGAUGUAGGAAUAGAUUGAAAAAAAGCUAGGGGUAGCCAAACUGAAAUGUGGCAUCAGUCCGUGAUUUCAUGAACUGAGCCACGUUUGCAGAUGAAGAUUACCUGGUUGGGGUUCACGCGAUUAUUGCAACCAGUGUUUGGAGAUGCUGGACAUGGCUCAGAAUCAUUCUCAAUGGCACGGGUAUAUUCACUUUUUGUUUUCCCUUAGAGCCUGGUCACGGUUUAACUUGUUAAAUCGAACAAUACGGAGCCUUAGACUGAUGGGUCUAAAAUUCGGUAGCAUCUUGAAAGUCAUUUUGAAAAAGCACCUCAAUUAGGGACAACAAUCACUACUCACCAUUAAAGUCAAAUAACGUUAUCCCAUCUGUCUACUGUUUUACAGUGUCUUUCACAAUGGCAUGCUAUCAGCAGUACUGAAGAAAGCAAGUGAUCGUGGUGGUAAUGUCACUUGGGGAAGAAUUUUUUAGCCUUGAGUAUAUUGAUAAUGCCGUCUUGUCGUACAGUCACGUAAUAGUUACUCAAAUAGUAUCUGUCAGCUGGUCAAUACUCGUAAUUAUGACACAUUCUUCAGAAAGUGUGAUGAGUUUAUUGAUUAAGUUCGUAAGAUUUGGGAAUUAACAAAGUAUUAGUCGCAUACUUAAUAAUUCAGCAAGUGACUAUGAUUCUGUUUGUUCUUUGCACAUAUUAUUGUGAAUAAUGUGUCUAUCUGAAUUAACAAUCCGAAUGCAAUUCUAUAGUGACAGUUCUCGUUCUCAGUUUCUAAACUCAUGUAUGAGCUCUAUUGAAUUGUAAUUGAUACGAAUAAAAUGUUGACCGUUUUCUUACUUGAGUUGUAUUUUUUUAAUAUUAUCCUGGUUAUUAAUACUACAUGGUUUUCUCCGUUCUUUCACAACAUCAUUUCGUUUUAUAUGGCACAUCUCGGUGAUCUUAUACCAAGCUUUCACUUUGCAAACAAAUUUGUGAUGCUUACACCAUUGUUUUCACACUAUGUAUGUUUUGAUAUUAUGAUGGUUAGGUUCCAUGUGUAAUUGUGUUCUUCAAAGUAGCUGUUUUUUUUAUUACUCAAACUCAGUAGCUUGAUAUUCUGAAUAGCACCACAAACAAUCCCAAGGUAGCAGUUUUCUCUAUAUCUUAUAUGCUGUAAAAUGUUGAUUAAGCGUAAAUGUAUUUUUCGUGGUUUGGUUUUAACAUUGUCUUUUGUAGAUAGUUUCCAUUCCAUACCAGUUCUUGCCAGGAAUCAUUGAUUUCAUAAAAAUAUAUUUUGACGUCCUGUUACUUAAUAAUGUCAGCAAAACAUUUUACUUCCAAAGAAAAAUUAUUCAAAAUUUUAAAAGAAUUUCAAGCACGGUUUAAUUCUCCAUUUCGACUCGCUGAAGCAACUAGAUGGUGUGAAAGCUACUUCAUACGUGAGGGUGGUAACGUCGAAACUGUUGGCGUGUUUUUAGAAUUUAUCAUGAACCUGGGAUUCGUUUAUCAGGUCGACCAAAACGUUUUCUUUUCCAGAUACUAUUUUAAUGUAGAAAGAAUUGAGGAGUUUUUCAGCACCUUUUGCAGAUCGAUAGACGGGAAAUCCAUGGAAGGCCUAAGUCAGCCAAAAAGUGCUGAUGAGUCCGGUAUCAGGUCUAUCUCUAAUUCUCAGGAAGAUGUAUUUGAAAAUAAUUGCUGUUGUAAAUCCGUCUUAGCCAAUGCAAAAUCUCAUUUAUGGUUCGAAGAGAUAAUUAGACGUUUGUCCUGCGUGAUGGAAACAGAUAGAAAUGAACUGAUAUCGAUGAUGGAAUCUUCGGACACUGAUUCAUCUACUCCAUCACUGCCUCAAAAACCUAAUGAUUUUUUAAUAGAUAUUGGUACUGCCGCUUACACAAACAGUAUAGCGUUAGAAAAUUGGCAUAAUUGCUUAAAAAAUUCAACUGGGGAAUUAGUCAGUCACGUGGCUAUUACUUGUCUAGAUGCAUUGUCCAAAUGGCCAAAUAAUGUUGGUCAUCAAUCAAAAGUUUGUGAAAGGAAAUGUCUACCGAAUUCAUUUCUAUCCAUUACAACUUCCCAUUUGAAAAACUUCAAACAUUACUGCAUCCCAAAGACAGUAGAACUACUUCUGGAUUAUAUUUUUUCCAGCUGUCCAGAUGCAAAACUUUUAGCAACAAUGAAUAACCUUCUUAAAGGUUGGAUUAAUUCCGUUUCAAGUAACGCCAAUGAUUUGAAGCUGUUUGAAAAGAUAUAUUCUCCUAAUGUGAUAAGUUCACAUGGUAGUGAUAAAAAUAAUCUUCAAAACAUUUCACUCCCACCUUUAACAACACCUUUAAGGGAUACAAAUAAUUUGCAUAAAAAAGUUUAUGGACAUUCAUUAUCUAAAGCUUUUACACCUUCUGACGACAACUUAUUCACUGAAUACCAUCCUAUUUCACCGAUUAUACACUGUCAAAGAUUCCAUGUAAGGGUAUCUGAUCCUGGUCACAACUGUGAAAAUUUAAGUGGUAUGUUAAUUCAAACGCGGAAAUCAAGAAGUCACAGUGUUUCUGAAUCAUCUCAUCAUGAGUUAAAUUACCUCAACGGAUAUAUCACAGCCAAUCAUCAAAGAGAUUCUGGUAAAUCUAGCAAUGAGCGUAAUUUGCCUACUACCUCAUAUACUCAACACUGGGAUCAUGGUGCAUAUUGCUUAUCUAAUCGGACACCCAGUGAUCCAAUAUCGUCUAUCCAACACCAUUGGCCAAUCAUGGAGAGUUAUAAUUUAGCUCUUGCUUGUCAGCUAGUUUUACUUUUUUUGCCACCUGUAAUGUAUUCCCGGUUAAAAAUAAUGGUUGAUUUAUUACGUCGAGUUCUAUCAAAUCAUGAACGCUUAGCUUUGUGGUUGGUAAACCAUGAUUCACGUGAAAAUAUUGAAAAUAAGUCUGAAAACAUUUUACCAUCCAAUACUCUAUCGUCGUUGGAAAUUACAUUGCAUGUGAUUGUAAAACACUUCGGCUCACUACUUUUACGUGUAUCGAGUGAUUCCGCUGUUAAAAACACUGUCAACAAAACAACUUCACGUAUUCGUUGGAGAGAAUGUCUUCUUUGUUUAUUACUUUGCGACCCGGAAAACUUCCUUUUAACAUUACCCAAUGGUUUACAGUCUUGUUUACGAUCUGUAAAUAAUAAUAAUACAACAAGCGAUAAUAUUAAAACAGAACAAGAAAAUAUUCUACACAUUGAAGAGCUUAUUGGAUUAGACGGUUUCAAGUCACAGGGUUCAAGAAAGUCCCAGUUAGCUUGUUCAUCAUCGUCACCAGAACAUGUAUCUUUGCCAGCAUUUACUUCAUUAAUCAAAUCAGCAUCCAGUACUAGUUUACAAAGUAGAUUGUUAAAAUUAACUAGAUCACGAGAUAGUCUCAUCAAAUUUGCAUCAACUCCUACGAAAAGUGGUAGAAGUAGCAGUUUACAAAACUCUCCGCGUUCUACCGAUACUUUUAGUUGUCGUCGUAUAUUUGAUGAAAGUAAUUUAGAUAUUGGAAAUCUAAGUAUAAAAUCACAUUCUACACUUUUUAUCAGUGAAGAGUCUUGUGAUCGGUUUGGUCGUUCCGGGAACUGGAGUGUAGAAAAUUCUCUGCCUGGUUCACAUUCAAGUAUCUUUUUUCAGUCUGAUCUAGAUCCAAAACGAUUAGCUGCAUUAGGUAAUACAGCUCAUUUGAUCAAGCUUUUAAAUCAAAUUCUCAAUGACCGAGAAAUGAAUCCACGUAGAAAAAUGAAAUGUCUUCAAGAUUUUCGCAAAUCUCAUCCAGAUGUAUUUUGGUUACGUUUUGGUAAUGAAGAGAAAGCAUCCAACUAUUUAUCCCGUUUACAACGUCGUAUUGAUUCACAAACUCAACCUAGUGUUUUUGAGAGGAUUACAAAUGCACUACGUCGUCGACUUCAGAGUCCUGUCAAGCAACAGGAUUAGCAUCAGAACAGCUUUUAUACCUUGUAUUUCGAUUGUUCCGUGUAAACAUGUGAAAAGUUGAUUCGAUUGCUACUUUUCUUGUAAAUGAUCGUAUAUAUCGUCUAAUAUUUUUUAAAAUCCAGAUUAUAUAACACUAUUUUUCUAAAUAUUUGGCCUUAUGUUAGAUGAAGUAUAAUAUGUAGUAAUUUACUGUUGCUUUAUUCACUAAAAGCGUAAAUUUUAAUGAA